GAGACUGUCAAAAUUUAGAACAACAAAGCAAGUUUUAAAUACACGCAAAAAAUGUCCCUCAACCCUCGUUUGCUUCUCCUCUCUCAAUUACUUCUCCUCUCCAGUCGCAAAUUCUAUCAAUUAUCACAGUUUUCUCCUUCCACUAGUGUUUUGAGCUUUGUUUUUCCACCCCAAGAUCGGCUGAACAAACAGUUUAAACUUUUGGGUUGAGUGGUGGUUUGUUCAUUUUUAAGGAGGUUCAAGAAGAUGGAGUCUCAUGACCAGAUGGGAUGCGAAACUCAGGAAUGUCCCAUGCCUUGCAUAAACAACUGCGGCUUCUUUGGACGGGCAUCGACGAUGAACAUGUGUUCUAAAUGCUACAAGGAUGCGCUGCUCAAGCAAGAACAGGAAAGACUUGCAGCUUCAUCUAUUGAGAACAUUAUGAAUGGAAGUUCUAAUGGCAACAGGAAGGGUCUCGUUGUCGCAGAAUCGAUUGAUGUACAGGCUGGAGUAACCGAGACGAAGAUAGUUUCGAGAGAAUCAUCCAGCAUUUCUUCCUUGAACAAGAGCUGUGAAGUCAGCAUGAAAGAGCAUCCAAAUCAUUGCAGCACUUGCCGAAAGCGUGUUGGUCUGACUGGCUUCAAUUGCACAUGUGGAAGCCUGUUCUGUGCUGUUCAUCGCUACUCCGACAAGCAUAACUGUGAUUUUGAUUAUCGCACUGCUGCCCGGGACGCCAUUGCUAAGGAAAACCCUGUUGUCAAGGCUGAGAAGCUUGAUAAGAUCUAAAGUCGAGAAGCCUGCCCACCACUUCAAUGCCUAUGUGCUGAAAAUACUUAUUUUUAUGCCUUGCAUCUUCAUCCAGGGAACUAUAUCACCAAAGUCACGUGAUGGAUGGACGUCGUAAUUCGAACAUCGUGGUCCUUGCUGACUGACCAAGAUUCCUUUGAUGGCUUCAGUGUGUGAUUUCUUAAUUGUGCCCGGAUCGAUCGAAUUUAUAAGUUUUCUUAGCAAUGAUAUUCCACUCUCUAUGCAUUUCUUUAUGCCAUUGUUUUAAAUGGUAUCUGCUGCUUCUUUUAUCACUUUUUCAUUCAACAUUACUUCUGCAGUCAGUAGUUUGGAGUAGUUCUAUAUCUAUACCUUAGCAGCCAUCCCGCCCGGCUCACUUUUGCUUUUUGUUCAGCUUGUUCACAUUCGAUCUGUGAGACUUUCAUCAGAAGCUUAUUGUAACUCAGAGUUUUUUGCGCUCGUUCGUUCAAGGACGCUUCGUCGGGGUAGAUUAUCAGCUGGGCCUGACAAUUACUUCCUCCAUGAUGGGUAAGGUUUGAUAGUUUUCAAUCUAAGGAAAGGUUAUUUGUGUUGCAUGAUGAAGAUAUUAUUUGGUAUGAAAUAUAAUGCGGUUUAUCUA
Messenger RNA from Momordica charantia (bitter melon), 1384 nucleotides. RefSeq names its product zinc finger A20 and AN1 domain-containing stress-associated protein 8. Lineage: Eukaryota; Viridiplantae; Streptophyta; Magnoliopsida; Cucurbitales; Cucurbitaceae. Gene Ontology annotation, molecular function: DNA binding; zinc ion binding. The record is from RefSeq and is a predicted model, not a curated record.